AUGAUAUUAUCGGUGUGUGUGUGUGUGUGUGUGUGUGUGUCAGACGAGUCGGGCAGCGGGCAGCCAGAGGGUCUGGAUCUGGUGGUGUGUCGCGCUCCGGCCGGAGAGCUGUAUGUGGAGGGAGAGACGUGGCGUCUGGACGAGUGCAGCAGCUGUACUUGUCGACAGGGAAGAGUGCUGUGUGACUCUGAAUCCUGUCCUCCGCUUCUGUGUCACACACCUGUCCGGAGCAGAGACAGCUGCUGCUACACCUGUACAGACGAUCUGGAGCCGCCGCGUCCCGUGAACAGCAGUCUUCAGGAGCUCUGCGUCUCCAGCGCUGGAGAAAUCCUGCGCAGCGGCGACUCGUGGAAACCCAACGCCUGCAGCAGCUGCGUCUGCCGCGACGGGAACGUCCGCUGCUUCUCACAGCAGUGUCCACUCGCCGACUGCAGGGUCCCCGUGCUGCGCAAGGGCCAGUGCUGCCCGCAAUGCAUGCUGGAGAUAACGAGCUCGUCAGCGCCGCUAAUGCUGUCGACGGCCGUCACCGAGGCCUGGACCACCGCCGCUCCUCCGCGCCGCAGCGUCACACAUGGAGAAGGUCUCUCGCGGGACGUCCCGAGCCAGAUGCAGAUGACGCUCAUCUACCAAUCAGCGGCCUGGAUUCUGGCGGGAAUCCUGCUGGCUGUGUUCAUCUUCCUCCUGGUGGCCAUCCUGGUGAACUGCAGGAAGAACUGGGUUCAGAUGUCCUGCUACGGCACGCCCAAGAAGACGGUGAUCCUGCAGAAACACGUGAACAAGAGUUCUCUCGUCUACAUGGAGCCGUCCAGAGAGAGUCAGUUCCAGAGCGUGAAGAGCGGAGAGCGAGUCUGUGUCCCGCGCACUAAACUCACUCACGGACACGUCCAGCGCUAGCGUCAGAGGCCAGAAACUCCACCGAACAUCCCAGUACUGUGAUCACCUCCUGCUUUAUUCCCUGUUUUUAUGAUGUUCGGAGCGUCCAAACUAAACAGGACCACAGAAACGAAAGAAAGAAAGAAACAAACCAAACGUUCAGGAACCAGACGGACCUUCGGAGACCAGAGAAAAGAGAUCUGCACAGACGUGUUUCCUGGCCUCUCCAGUCUGUUUAUUCGUUUCUAUACGCUCAAGUGUUUUACUUGUAGUUUGUUGUUAGUCGCUUGUAAGCCUUGUGACUGAACAUUGCUGUAUACACACACACACACACACACACACACA
Sinocyclocheilus grahami is the source of this 1218-nucleotide messenger RNA. Its product is annotated as cysteine-rich motor neuron 1 protein-like. Gene Ontology annotation, cellular component: plasma membrane. The record is from RefSeq and is a predicted model, not a curated record. The coding region runs from base 1 to 894 and encodes 297 amino acids. NCBI's taxonomy places the organism in Eukaryota, Metazoa, Chordata, Actinopteri, Cypriniformes, Cyprinidae. Gene Ontology annotation, molecular function: protein binding. The transcript has 6 exons.